Messenger RNA from Linum trigynum, 8981 nucleotides. The record is from the annotation of a GenBank genome assembly. NCBI's taxonomy places the organism in Eukaryota, Viridiplantae, Streptophyta, Magnoliopsida, Malpighiales, Linaceae.
GACUAGCCUUGCUCUUACCGCAAAUAAUCUCCGAGGGACAAAAUGCUUUCAUCCACAAACGAUAAAUAGUGGAAAAUGUCUUACUUGGGCAUGAUCUAAUGCACUAUUUGAAGCCCAUCAUUUCUUGCCCUUGGUUUUGUGACUUCGUACUAACUUUGAGCCUUUUGUUUGAAGCCUUUCAGGUAUCCAAUUCCUCAUCCAAUGCCUUACAUUUGUAGACAAAAAUACCUACUUUCUUGGGGUAGAAGCCUCUAGACUCGAAUCUCAUCCAUGCUCCUCGAAUUGAGCUCCAAAGUAGGCUUCAUAAACACGUUUCUAGACAACCAUUUUCUGGCAGUUUUCCUGUUUUGAGUGAGCAACUUUGAGACCUUGUAAAACAGCCUUAAUGAUUUCUUUUGGAUCCGAAAAACAUGCCAUUUUGUAGAUAAACUUCUUAUCUUCAAAACAAGCUAUCAAACUCGAAUUUUCAUCGAGCCAAUUGAGAGAACCAAGCCUCCAAAGUAGGCUACCUGAAACUGUUCCAACACUUGGACCAAAAUCAGAAUUCUUCAUGUGAGUUGAGAUAGCUUCUUUUGCAAGUAAUUGUGAUUUGUGGAUUGAUCCAAUUUGGAUAAUAUCAUCGGGGUUCUUUGCACCCACUCGUGGUCUCCUUCAAGGUGAUCUCUAUCCCCCUCUCUUAUUUGUGCUUUGCACGGAGGGGUUCGCGACUCUUCUCUGGAAAGCCAUUUCGGCGGGAAAAUUAGAAGGGGUGAAAGUUUCACAGAUUCUAGGUGUAGGGGCGGUGGGGUUUCAAGAUAAAUACCUAGGACUUGCCACAUUGGUAGCCCAGUCAAAGAUGGCUACAUUUCAUUUUUUGGAGGCAAAUAUGCUGGAGCGGCUUGAGGGGUGGAAGCAGAGGACACUUUCUUGGGCAGCUAAAGAGACUUUGAUUAAAUUGGUCGCUUUGGCUAUGCCACUACAUGUCAUGUCUUACUUCAAACUUCCUUUCGCUGUUUUUUGACUCCUAGACAGACAUGUGAUCAGAUUCUGGUGGGGUGUUGAAGGGGGCAUUCCUGAAUGCAGUGUCUGUCCUAGUAGAAUAUGAGUAGGAGUAAGCAUGAUGGAGGAAUGAGAUUUCGCCGUUUUGAACAUUUUACUCAGGCACUAUUGGCCAAGAUUGGUUGGCACAUCCUUAAAGAGCCCUAGUCGCUCCUUUCUAGGUUUACAAAGGAAAAUUUCCCUGCAAGGACUUUCCUUGAGGCCACUGCUCGAUGCCGACCUUCGUGAGGGUGGCAGAGCAUCCUUUUUGGCCGAAAGUUACCGAUCAUGGGCCUACAUUGGUAGGUUGGUAAUGGAAGGCGAAAUCCUCUACUUCCCUCUAGUUAGAUCCAUCGUUUACACCCUCAUACCCCUAAGUAUAAUCCCCGAGUGUUACCUGAGGGUGACCUGAAGGUAGCGGAGGCGAUUUGCUAGGGGGAGGGUCAGUGGUGUGGAAUUAAACUUAGCCAGGGGUUUGACACAACAACUUGUCGUGUCGUCAAAGCAAUGCCCCUUCCUCGUCAUGAUGUGGAGGAUAGGUUUAUCUGGCAUGACACGUGUGAUGAGGUAUUCACGGUCAAAUCGGCCUAUCAUCUUGCAGUCUUGUUGGAUAAGUAGGAGGGGCGGUGGCGAUCCUUGGCUAGUUGGAUGGAUAAGUCGAGUUGGAUAACCUUGCGGAAGUCAAAUAUUCCACCCAAAUUAAAAAAUUUUGUUUGGCAAAUCUUUCACUAGAUCCUCACGAUGAUGGAAGCCCUUAUUAAGAAGAAAGUCCAGGUGAUGCCCAGGUGUCUGGUUUGUUGAGCAGAGUAAAAAACAAUGGAGCAUUUGUUUCUUGAUUGCUUGGUGCCAAGGGCUCUCUAGGAUCAUUCAAGACUUGAGUAUCUUGGUCAGGGUUUGCCUCGUCACACGUUUCCGCUUUUUCUUAAAAAGUUGAUGUUAUUGAUACAUCAACCUCAACUGUUUAUGCCAGUUGUGGUGGUCCUCUGGGGGAUCUGGCGCUCACGUAAUUGGAUUGUCUUUGUGGGCAAACAAUUUGGGAUCCCAGUGUUGAUGCGGUUUCACCAGCAAUACCAAGAGUGGAUCACUUUGCCAAUUGACCAUACUCAGCGAUUGGCCAGCCCACAAACUCAGUAAAUGGGGGUAGGGGACCUGAUGACUCGAUAUUUGCACAUGUUUUCCCCUUUGUUUCUUGAUCGUUUAAGCUUGCAUUAUUGCUUCUUUGGCCUAUUUUACGCUAGGUUGUGUUCCUUUGUCACAUUUCAGGCCCUAGCACAUAAAGUGAAGCGUAGGCGCAAGUUUCAAGUCAAUCGGAGAUCAUUUGGCAAUUCGAGAGAAGAAACACGAGCAUGACCUGAGGAAUAAUGGAUUUCUACCUCAUAUAAUGGAAAAAUUAUCAUGGAAGUUUGUUAUGAAAAGAAAGAGGACGAGACUACGAGCGUCUGGGUUCAAACGGCGACUGAUUUGGAGUCCGGACGAGGGAGAAACAAAGCUUUGAACAGGAGCGGAGGAAGAAUUACGGUCAGGAGAAUUACGACCGUAAUUUCCCCUCCCAUGCCCGUAUUUUCACUGUCGAGAGGAGUUUUGGGUGCGCUGAAACUUAACCAAAACGCGUGUUUUGGGAAAAAUACGGGCAUGGAAGAAUUACGACUGUAAUUCAGCCAGUAAUUCGCCCAGAAUCGGGUUUUUGAGGCAGAUUCGAGCCAAAGGAAAGGGAGAGCUGGGUUUUUGGUUCCCAAACACCCAAGGGACGAACCCUAGAGAGAGAGAGCGACUUGGGAACAUUCUUGGAGCUAUUUUGGGGGAUUUCUUCGCCAUUGGAGCUCGGGAAUCAAGCUUGGAGAUGGAGAUUGAAGAUCUAGAUCAGAUUUCUGCAGUCUCUCUCUUCUCUAUGGAGUAACUUCCCUUCACUUAGGUUUUGAGGAACCCUAGUUCCAUGAGUUAGGAUCUUUCUUGUAUGAAAUUUUGGAUGCUAUAUUGUUUGAUUAUAAUCGAAUGAUGCAUGUUUAUUGAGUCAAUUGAAGUCUGAUCAACUUUUCCUGAUUUAUGCUGCAACCUGAGAUAGAUAGAAUCUUAUUAGGUUGUUAGAGCCUCAUCAUUCGGUAGUAGGAGAUUGGCUAUACGAGAGUUAGCCAGUUUACUGCUUUGUACUGGAAUCCAAUUCCAGUAGUGGAGUUCUGUGCUUAUUGCUUCAGCUUUCUAUCCCGGUGAAGACUAGUCGUCUGUCGGGUAGUUAGACUGAGAGGGCUUGGUCAGCUUAAGAGAUUCCAAGCUACCGUCGGAUCUUCCGCAGUCUAAUCAACAGUAAAUCAACCCAGGGAAAUUGCAAUUGAACCUAACUAAGGAGCUAGGGGAACUCAUUCCCGAGUGACUCUUACCUGCUCGAGAAAACCGAAUAAUUUCCUACUUUCUUUCUGCUUUUGCUUUUAAACAACAAUCACUUACUUUAGUUGGCUAGAUAACAGAGAAUCACUGAGUAAGCAGUAAUUUGAUAGCAUCGUAUUUGCACGUGUUUUCACUCUGGUUUCCUGUCCAUUUCAGCUUGAAUUGAUUGUUCUUUGGCCUAUUUUACGCUAGGUUGUGUUGUUUUGUCGUAUUUCAGGCCCUAGCACAUAAAGUGAAGCAUAGGCGCAAGUUUCAAGUCAAUCGGAGAUCAUUUGGCAAUUCGGGAGAAGAAACACGAGCAUGACCUGAGGAAUACUGGAUUUCUACCUCAUAUAAUGGACAAAUUAUCAUGCAAGUUUGUUAUGAAAAGAAAGAGGACGAGACUACGAGCGUCUGGGUUCAAACGGCGACUGAUUUGGAGUCCGGACGAGGGAGAAACGAAGCUUUGAACAGGAGCGGAGGAAGAAUUACUGUCAGGAGAAUUACGACCGUAAUUUCCCCUCCCAUGCCCGUAUUUUCACUGCCGAGAGGAGUUUUGGGUGCGCUGAAACUUAACCAAAACGCGUGUUUUGGGCAAAAUACGGGCAUGGAAGAAUUACGACCGUAAUUCAGCCAGUAAUUCGCCCAGAAUCGGGUUUUUGAGGCAGAUUCGAGCCAAAAGAAAGGGAGAGCUGGGUUUUUGGUUCCCAAACACCCAAGGGACGAACCCUAGAGAGAGAGAGCGACUUGGGAACAUUCUUGGAGCUAUUUUGGGGGAUUUCUUCGCCAUUGGAGCUCGGGAAUCAAGCUUGGAGAUGGAGAUUGAAGAUCUAGAUCAGAUUUCUGCAGUCUCUCUCUUCUCUAUGGAGUAACUUCCCUUCACUUAGGUUUUGAGGAACCCUAGUUGCAUGAGUUAGGAUCUUUCUUGUAUGAAGUUUUGGAUGCUAUAUUGUUUGAUUAUAAUCGAAUGAUGCAUGUUUAUUGAGUCAAUUGAAGUCUGAUCAACUUUUCCUGAUUUCUGCUGCAACCUCAGAUAGAUAGAAUCUUAUUAGGUUGUUAGAGCCUCAUCAUUCGGUAGUAGGAGAUUGGCUAUACGAGAGUUAGCCAGUUUACUGCUUUGUACUAGAAUCCAAUUCCAGUAGUGGAGUUCUGUGCUUAUUGCUUCAGCUUUCUAUCCCGGUGAAGACUAGUCGUCUGCCGGAUAGUUAGACUGAGAGGGCUUGGUCAGCUUAAGAGAUUCCAAGCUACUGUCGGAUCUUCCGCAGUUUAAUCAACAGUAAAACAACCAAAAGGAAUUACAACUUGGACUUAAUUGAGGAGCUAGGGGGAAUCAUACCUAAGUGAGUUCCCAAACUGUAAUUAGUAGUUUUACUUAGUUUAUUUAGUAGAGUAGUUUAGUUAAUCAAUCCUUAAUCUAGUUUGCUAGAUAAUGAACUGAAGCUGAGUAAUAGUAACUCUAGAGACCCGUGGAUUCGAUAUUUAUUACUUGUGCCACUAUACUGCAGUCCCUUUCAUUGGUUACACUUGGCCAUUGUUAGGUGUUGUGUUUUAGCGUGUCAAGUUUUUGGCGCCGUUGCCGGGGACUUUCUAGAUUAUUAGGAAAGGCAGAAGUUUAUUACUUUAGCAUUUUUCUUUUCUUUUCCACCCUUGCUUUUCACUUGGGUGUUUUUUUGUUUUUGUUGGUGCAGAUCUGAAUCAUGGAUCCGCAUGGCUUCUCCAACCAGUGGGGGUAUCCACCACCAUCCGAGUGGUAUUACCCCGAGACUCCCUGGAGCAAUCAAGGAGGAGAAGACUAUGGAUUCGGGUUCCAGUACCAACCCCCUUACUACGGAGAACAAUCAGACCCCUGGGCAUAUCAAGAACAAUCUCCUUAUCAAGAAGAAUUCCUCCCACAACAAGAAGGGCCAUCAGAUCUUGAGUUAGCCACAGCCUUCACGGGCCACUCUGCAGAGCCAUGCUACACUUCACUGGAAGAUCCGAACAAACAAUUAAGGCUUCUCGUGGAGCAGUUUGCUCGAGACACUGAGAGAUCAUGCUCCAAGAUGGAUCUUCAAAUCAAUGCCCUUGCUGCUUCCGAUCCCUCAUUUCUCCAUGAUAUGGAGGAGACUGUUCAGCGCUCAGCGAAGCAAACAGAGUGGGUGGAGCAAGUUUGCUCACAUCUUGCUCAAGAUCACCUUUCUGCUACCACGCGAAAAGAGGUGGAGGAUGACAAAGGCUAUGGGGAUGUUGAGGAGCAUACAGAAGUUAUCAUAGAGAACUCCCAUGAUAAUCAUGAUCAGGAAAGUCCUCUGGUUGCAGAUCACACAAUUCCUUAUUUCUGCUCUAACAUGCUGGGCCCGAGCGAGGAGAUGCAAGAUGAUCUCAUUGAAGAAAUUACAUGGCGACUUGCUCUCCAAUUUGUGCUAGAAGAAGAAGAGCAAGAAAGGGUGCAGAAAGAAGUUGUGGAGGAUGACGAAAGUGAAGCAGGAGGAGUUCUUGAUCAUUUCCCAGGGGUGAUACCACAUGAAGAAGAAAGGGGGGUUGAAGAAGCAAUUGGCGUCCAGGCUGAGAACGGAGUUAAGGUGGAAGAGGCCUGCACCGGCCAUGAGUUUCAAGUGAUAUCCCCACCAAACUUUGAGGAACUGCUUAGCAAGGACCCAUUUGCAGUGUCUCUUUGCCAGACCAAGGCCACAUCAACAUCGGUCCCUCUUGGUGGACGCGAUGGUGGCCAAUCGAUGCUGUCAUAUCUGGUUUGGGGCAAUGAGACGAGAGAAGAGAAGAAGAGGUCUCGAGGGUGGAGACUUCAUCUGCAUCAAGUACAUGAGCCUUCAACACCUGCCACACCACAUGCUCGUGAGUUGAGACUCCACCUCAUCGACGAGAACCUCAACUUCAAGGAGGUUCUAGCAUGGACCGAAACUUAGGAGCCAUCGUCCGGCUCACGACGUGAAAGAAGCGCUUGUUGGGAGGCAACCCAACCAGUCGGUUUGCAUUUCUUUCUCUAUUUCUCCUCGGUUGAGUCAGUUUUGUUAUUUGAUUUUAGAGUCAAUAACUCAACCUUUGUGAGAUUUUGUGUGGUGUUUGUGGUCUGACCACUCUCUCCUCCUGGAAUACACCGCUUGCCCCGUCCACCAUCAUUCACCCUGGAUCUGGUAACUUCGUUCUACCCUCCUUAUCUUUUCUCCAUUGAGGACAAUGUCGUGCUUAAGUGUGGGGGGAUGUUCGAUUAUGUAUGCGGGUGAAUGUUUGGCUGUUUGUGUGCUUGGAGCCUAGUCCACUGUCCAAAUUUUUAAAUUUGAGGGCUCCAAGUACGUUUUUUCUUGCAAAUUGCAUGCUCAGUAUGCUUUGAAUUGACAGUCUCUAUAGUAAUGUGCAACCUAGGGAGGUAGUGUAGCACUAUGGAGGAUGUUGAAGUAUAAUAUUUUUUCUAUCUAGCUCUCUGCUGUGCCAGUUGAUUUUGUGAAUUAGUGGAGCUAAGACCGUUGAAUUCAUGUGGUAAUGGUGACUCUGUUUGGAUUGUGUUAUGGCCUAGUGUAUCGAACAGGGUGCUCGUGUGGAAAAUGAAAAGCAGUUGGUCCUCCAUGUCGAAAUCAUUAAAUCUUAAACAUGGGGUAAGCCCAACGUGUGCGGCACCGUUCAUUGCACAAAAUCGGGUUUUGGAAGAGAUUUUAGUGAUCCUUAGUGGGGUACUCCUACAAGGUGAAGCUAAGUUGUCUCUAGUACAAGUAAACCUUUCACCCGUUGAACGGUUUGCCUACUUGAGGAUGUGUUUUUAAGGGCACGGAUAGAGCUUCCGACCCCCCUUAAUUUCAUUGACCCUCCGCACGAGUUGAGGAAAAGGAGUUAAAAGAAGUACUCUGGCGAGCGCCAGAUGUACAGAAAUUGCUCUUGCUCGACUAAUAAGGGUCGACCGUGCAAAAGACUGCAGUUGGAACCCCCGCCAAGUGAAUGAAAAAGAAAAAAAAGUAAAAUGAAAGUGAAAAAGGGGUUCCAACGGUGAAAUGAAGUGAAAGAGCACCCCGGUACAUCGAGUCCUUGGUUGUAAAUGGUGUGAGUCCCUUUAUCCAUGAACUGACUGUCUUACUUCUACUUCUUCUCAUGAUCCUGGCUUGAGUCUAGUACUCGUAUUGAGAGAGAUAGGGAACGUCUUAGAAGACCAAUUGACCUCGUAAGCUGCUAUAUUAUCUAGGAAAUCCUCUACCGACGAUCGGGGUUGUUUGUUGCUAUAGAGGUCUGGAGAGUUGCAUUGGUUUGAGUCAGGUUUGCUUGGGGACAAGCAAACGGUUAAGUGUGGGGGGGUUUGAUGACUCGAUAUUUGCACAUGUUUUCCCCUUUGUUUCUUGAUCGUUUAAGCUUGCAUUAUCGCUUCUUUGUCCUAUUUUAUGCUAGAUGGUGUUCCUUUGUCACAUUUCAGGCCCUAGCACAUAAAGUGAAGCGUAGGCGCAAGUUUCAAGUCAAUCGGAGAUCAUUUGGCAAUUCGGGAGAAGAAACACGAGCAUGACCUGAGGAAUAAUGGAUUUCUACCUCAUAUAAUGGACAAAUUAUCAUGGAAGUUUGUUAUUAAAAGAAAGAGGACGAGACUACGAGCGUCUGGGUUCAAACGGCGACUGAUUUGGAGUCCGGACGAGAGAGAAACGAAGCUUUGAACAGGAGCGGAGGAAGAAUUACGGUCAGGAGAAUUACGACCGUAAUUUCCCCUCCCAUGCCCGUAUUUUCACUUCCGAGAGGAGUUUUGGGUGCGCUGAAACUUAACCAAAACGCGUGUUUUGGGCAAAAUACGGGCAUGGAAGAAUUACGACCGUAAUUCAGCCCGUAAUUGGCCCAGAAUCGGGUUUUUGAGGCAGAUUCGAGCCAAAGGAAAGGGAGAGCUGGGUUUUUGGUUCCCAAACACCCAAGGGACGAACCCUAGAGAGAGAGAGCGACUUGGGAACAUUCUUGGAGCUAUUUUGGGGGAUUUCUUCGCCAUUGGAGCUCGGGAGUCAAGCUUGGAGAUGGAGAUUGAAGAUCUAGAUCAGAUUUCUGCAGUCUCUCUCUUCGCUAUGGAGUAACUUCCCUUCACUUAGGUUUUGAGGAACCCUAGUUCCAUGAGUUAGGAUCUUUCUUGUAUGAAGUUUUGGAUGCUAUAUUGUUUGAUUAUAAUCGAAUGAUGCAUGUUUAUUGAGUCAAUUGAAGUCUGAUCAACUUUUCCUGAUUUCUGCUGCAACCUGAGAUAGAUAGAAUCUUAUUAGGUUGUUAGAGCCUCAUCAUUCGGUAGUAGGAGAUUGGCUAUACGAGAGUUAGCCAGUUUACUGCUUUGUACUGGAAUCCAAUUCCAGUAGUGGAGUUCUGUGCUUAUUGCUUCAGCUUUCUAUCCCGGUGAAGACUAGUCGUCUGCCGGAUAGUUAGACUGAGAGGGCUUGGUCAGCUUAAGAGAUUCCAAGCUACUGUCGGAUCUUCCGCAGUUUAAUCAACAGUAAAACAACCAAAAGGAAUUACAACUUGGACCUAAUUGAGGAGCUAGGGGGAAUCAUACCUAAGUGAGUUCCCAUACUGUAAUUAGUAGUUUUACUUAGUUUAGUUAGUAGAGUAGUUUAGUUAAUCAAUCCUUAAUCUAGUUUGCUAGAUAAUGAACUGAAGCUGAGUAA